Messenger RNA from Hippopotamus amphibius kiboko, 2614 nucleotides. RefSeq names its product insulin induced gene 2 (gene INSIG2). Gene Ontology annotation, biological process: SREBP-SCAP complex retention in endoplasmic reticulum; cellular response to insulin stimulus; SREBP signaling pathway. The record is from RefSeq and is a predicted model, not a curated record. The transcript has 6 exons. Bases 190 to 867 code for a protein of 225 amino acids. Gene Ontology annotation, cellular component: SREBP-SCAP-Insig complex; endoplasmic reticulum. Lineage: Eukaryota; Metazoa; Chordata; Mammalia; Artiodactyla; Hippopotamidae.
GGGGGCGGGGCCGGUCCCAGAAGAUGGCGGAGGCGGGGGAUUUCUGGUAGGUCCUAUUUUAGGACAAGAUGCAAUACUGUUGAAACGCCAGUCUGCUUUGGUUCAGACAGUUGGCUUUUCAGCUGGGAAGCCAUUUCUUCUUCCUCUUUUUUUUUUUUUUUUUUGUCAACUUACUGAACUUAUGAAACCAUGGCAGAAGGAGAGACAGAAUCACCUGGGCCCAAAAAGUGUGGUCCCUAUAUUUCAUCUGUCACUAGCCGGAGUGUGAACUUGAUGAUUCGAGGAGUAGUACUUUUUUUUAUUGGAGUGUUUCUUGCAUUAGUAUUAAAUUUACUUCAGAUUCAGAGAAAUGUGACGCUCUUUCCACCCGAUGUAAUUGCAAGCAUCUUUUCUUCAGCAUGGUGGGUACCGCCGUGCUGUGGCACAGCUUCAGCCGUGAUUGGGUUAUUAUACCCCUGCAUUGACAGGCAUCUCGGAGAACCACAUAAAUUUAAAAGAGAGUGGUCCAGUGUAAUGCGGUGCGUAGCCGUCUUUGUUGGUAUAAAUCAUGCCAGCGCUAAAGUGGAUUUUGAUAACAACAUACAGUUGUCUCUCACACUGGCUGCACUAUCCAUUGGACUGUGGUGGACUUUUGAUAGAUCUAGAAGUGGUUUUGGCCUUGGAGUAGGAAUUGCUUUCUUGGCAACCUUGGUCACUCAACUGCUAGUCUAUAAUGGUGUUUAUCAAUACACAUCUCCAGAUUUUCUCUACGUUCGUUCUUGGUUACCAUGUAUAUUUUUUGCUGGAGGCAUAACAAUGGGAAACAUUGGUCGACAACUGGCAAUGUAUGAAUGUAAAGUUAUUGCAGAAAAAUCUCAUCAAGAAUGAAGAAGGCAAAUAUAUCUUUUGUACAGAAAAACAAGAUGAAAAGGGCAUGUAAAUGAUAGCUAUAUCAACAAAACUUUGGACUAUAAAAUUGCCAGGAUGCAGUUUUUCCCUUAAUUGGUAUAUAUAUAUACAUACAUGCAUAUACAUAUAUAUACACACAUACAUAUGUUACUGCAAUCUGUGAUUGCUUCAUCUGUAAAUCAAGUACAGACCUUUAUGUAUUUGACUUAAAUAACUGUAAAAUAUAUAUGCACUACAUUAAAAAACAUGUUGAUUAAUAGAUGAAAUUUCUAAAUUAAUUUUUUAGACAUACCAUAUAUUGUAUCACAGUGUUGAUGUGCCAAACUAUUCUGUUAUCGUCAUGCAGAGUAUAAGAACGCUUUGAACAAUUUAUAAACUUACUGAAAUAAAAUAUGAGGAAAGCCAAAAAAAAAAAAAAAAAAAAAAGCAAAUGGAAAGCUGGUAUAUUCUCUUUUGCUUACUGUUGUGCCUUUUUAUUUUUCUAAUUACAGCAGUAUGAGUUAUGGGUGCCCUAAUGUGUGGUUAGUUUCUAUUUUAAUGUUGUCUCAGAGAGCCUUGGUUAUUUUAAUGUAUGAUGAAAAAGAACUUCCAGGGAACGUUUUCAAACCUGCAUUACUGGAGAGAGUCCAAAGAGUAAUUUUUUGUUUUAACAGAUUUUACUGGAGGUGGAAGUGAUGAGCAGGAGAGUUUAUCAGCAUUAAGUUGUUUUGAGUCUAAAUCUGGAAGAAUACCUAUAAUUAAAAGUAAGGACCAUUGAGAAAUUGAAAUAAAUAUGUUUUAGAAAUAAAAAAUGACCUUCUGCAGUGCCACAAAGUGUUAAGUAAUACUGUCAUUUGCAAUACAGUAUUCCACUGCUUUUGCACAUAGAACACAUAAGAAACCCCAAACAGGUCAAAAUGAAUUUCUCAUUCUCUUGGGUUCUAUAAUCUGUUGAGUUCUGUGAGCUGGGCUGCAUCAUGUGAUUGACUGUCAGUGGAUUGCCAUCUGGGGAGUAAAUGGGCACAUAGUUUCUUAUGUAUUCACUCAUGGGCCCAUUAGUGAAUAGUUCAAGACUGUAUUGUUUAGGAGUGUGUUGGGAUGGCAUAUUGUGCAUGUUAGAGAUCCUGAUAACAGUUUUGUGCAUAUCUUUCCAACACCUAAAUCCUUUUAAAUAUGAUUUAAACAUAGUCUUAGUUAACCUUUUUUCCCCAAUUUUUAUUUAUGAAAUUGAUGGCAACUGUCUGAUACACAAGGGUGAAAUCUUCUGCUUACUCUGGAGGUGUGCAUGUUUGUGUGUGCAUGUGUGUAUGUGUUGGACUGGAUGAGGGAGAGAAUGUAUGUGUGUGUAUAUAUAUAUAUGUGUAUGUGCUCAUGCUCUCUUAAUAUGUCAACUAGAUAUUUUUUUCACUUUCAAUUUUAAAACCAUUGCUGUCUGACUGAGAUCUUGUAUGCCAAACUUUAACCUGCUCUUAUGUUUUAAGGCUGAAAGUGUGAAAAUCAUAAGAGGAUUUCAUAUUGAAUAUAUGUAUACAAUCUUAACUAUAGUGGUGAUAAACAUAUUGCUAUAAUUUAUUAUUCUAUAUUCUAGAUAAUGUUAUUCAUUUAGAACAAAUAAGGUAUAUUUUUAGAAUCAACUUUGUAAACACUGUAAAUCUUUAAUAAGUUAUAGGGCCUAUGAUGUGUUUACUUUGAAAAUUGCUGUUUAAAGCAAGGUGUAUUAAAUAUAUAAUUAUCAGCUUGGUUAAGA